UAAUUACAGCGUCACAGAUUAGAUAAACGAUCUAGCAGCCCGAGAUGUUCAGAACGGAAACGUCAUUUGGGAUAUUUAUACAGUUUGAUCGUGUUAUUAGUUGUUUGAUUAAUGAUGUGAAGCACAAGAAAAAUUAAUAGUGAACUAUAAAAAAAAACAAAAUUUGUUACAUCGCGUACUGUACAUUCAAUCGGCGAAAAAAUGUCCUCGAAAAAAAGUGUCAAAACAGUAACGAUACAAUUGCGCCCUGUGCAUCGUGGAAGAACUUCCACCGAACAGCAGCCAACAGCAGGUCCCUCCAGUGGACCACCCGUCAAACCGUUGGCAACUAAAUCGCGCUAUAAAAUCUAUGAAAUACCACGCAAAUCGGAGUUUUCUGAAUAUCUCGAAAAGAUAAGGCGUGAACAAGAACUACGGCAGGAACAGGAUGGAAACCGUCGUGCAACACUGGCCCGUGAUCAGGAUGCGGGCCCUAGCCAACAAGCUGAAUAUCCGCAGAAGCUUUUCGUUUUCGAUAAGCCCAUCAUCCCCACGGGACAGGGAAGUGUGGUCCAGUAUAGGCCAAAGGAGCGCCAUCCGUUCAAGGAGCUUGUCAGUAACUACUUUAGGCGAAGCUCACAUCCAAGGGAAACGAUACGGCUGUACAAGCUGCCCAUCGUACAAAGCUGGGAGGAAGCGAUUGAAGAGUCACUCAGAAAGCUGGCCGCACAAAGAUCGUCCCGGGGACAAGCGUGGAAACAAUCGCGACUAAAAUGGUUGGAAGAUUUGGAACAAGCAAAUACAAAUCUAGCGACACCGAACAGAACCGUCGGUACCGAGGAAGCUAUUGAUCCGUCCAUAUGCUGUUUUCUCAUGUGGUGUCGACGCGACCAUCGUGUAUCAGAUGGCUUACCUUUGGGAGAUUUUUCCUCUGUGCCGAGGUAG
This is a messenger RNA of Anopheles funestus (African malaria mosquito), 924 nucleotides long. RefSeq lists its product as uncharacterized. Bases 202 to 924 code for a protein of 240 amino acids. The record is from RefSeq and is a predicted model, not a curated record. Lineage: Eukaryota; Metazoa; Arthropoda; Insecta; Diptera; Culicidae. The transcript has a single exon.